UAAAAACUAACUUCAUACUAGCCGCGGCAAGUACUACGAGUUUAACCUCAAAAAUUCACACUGUCCAAGUCGAUGAAAAACAUUUGAUGACAUUCCGUUCUCAUCUUACAUCUACACACUCUGGCCCCUUGUCAGCUUCCUUUUGACGACGCUUCAGUGGCGAUGGAAGUGGUGGGUGAAGAAUGAAUAUGGACAAAGGGAUCACACUGUUCAGAAACAUUCUGACUUUCGCGUUCCUUCUUUCUCUAUUUCUCCACAGAGUGGAGGGAGAGACUCUGGGGCAAACAUGGAAAGCUGAGGCGUCAAUAACUCCUAUUGCUCGAUGUCAGGAAGUCAUUGGUUAUCUUCUUCCUCGGGACUCGUCAAAUUCACUUGUCAACGCACCUUUGACUUUUCCGCUGACCACCGACUCUACGUCGACCACUCCGGCUUUCACUUUCACAAACACAAUCACAUCCUCUGCUAGUAGCACUGUGGUCCCACCACCAUCAUUCCCGAUCACGUCAACGAGGAGUGUACCGUCUUUUACGCCGACGUCGUCGUCUACGAUUACUUCGCCGGUGUCAACUUCUACGGAUUCUACGGCGCCUUCGUCGUCUGAGACUCAGUCAUCUUCAAGCAGCUCCAUGACUUCUUCGGAAACUUCAUCAUCUUCUCAGAGUACGAGCAUAUCUUCAUCUACCACUCCUCCGAGUUCCACUUCAAGUUCAUCAUCGGUUUCUCUAUCGUCUACUUCCCCUCCUGCUUCCACCUCUACAAGCCCCCCGCUAUCUUCGACUCAAUCCACGACUGUCACAAGCUCAACCACGAUUCAGAGCACUUCCGCCUUGUCACCCAGCACCUCGGCACCUUCCACUCAAUCUAUAACCGGUACGAGUUCACCCGCAACUCCCAAUCAUACGUCAUCAUCAUCAUCUUCUAAUCUCUCACCGUCCGGCACGACCUCAAGCCCAAUCUUGACUUCAUCCCCCGUAUCCUCGACGAUUUCCCAAUCUUCGAAUGGUGGAACAAGUACUAGUUCUACAUCCAGUGCAACUCAAUCGGUUUCAAUCGUUAGUGGCUCCCAAUCUAUGAGUAUAAGCGAUACCAGUUCCUCAGGCACUAUCUCUUCGUCUCAAACCUUCUCCACUACAUCCUCUCCGGUUAUCACCGGUUCCUUCUCGGCUACAAGCAGUGGGUCAUCUGCACUUGCUCAUUCUUCCGGUAUUAUCAGCGGGACGGGCACAGGCCCAGGAACGAGUGAAAAUUUGUCUACUACAGGUAGUGGGAGUAGCACUCUGAGUACUGGUUCAACCUCAAGCCGGACUUCUUCAGCACCUGCAUCGAGCUCUUCAGGUGUAAGUGGGAUCGGAUCUGGGUCCGGUGCAGGAUUGUCCAGACAUCCCAAUCACUUGUCCACAAUUUUGUCUAUUAUCCUCCCUCUCAUAUUCCUCCUCUUUCUCAUCAGCUCGUUCUAUCUUUGCCGCCGAAGGCAACUUAGGAGAGGAAUGAACGUUUUUGGACAACGACUGGAAUUAGGCGAGACACCAGCAGCGUGGUGGAGGCUUGCUGAGCCUGGAAAUAAUAUCCCGACUUCUACUAAUCGUGAACCAGGGCUUAUUAAAACGUCUAACGAGGAGAAGAGGUGGCAUCAGAACCAGAACGAGGUACCAAGUAGUUCCGAAAAGAGGUCGGUCUACGCGAUUGCAGCCUCAGUCGUAGGCCGGGUCGGGGUAACAAAUAAUUUGAGCCACAACAACAACUUGGGUGCAUUGUUUUCAGAUGACGAAAAGGAAGGUCUGAACAAUCAUUUUGAAGGAGGGAGACGUACUCGUGGUGGUCCGAUAUCUACCUUGGCUGCCUCUGUUGCAAAACGCACGCACUUGCCUUUAGACAGGCAAAACCAUCGAAGUGGAAGCGACAACCGUGAACUCGAACAUACCUUGCCACCAUCUUCAUGGUCUACGCCUAUCUCGCACUCCUCUCCUCCAUCGUCUUAUUUUACUCCUUCUCGGAAUCAUACUCCUUUUCCGUCGUUUCCCUUCACCUUUUAUCGUGUUUCCAACUCAUCGUCCAGAAAUCCCUCUAUCUCACCUGUCCAAGACGUCCCUGCAACUGCGUCUGUCACAGACACGGAUGUUAGUGACCAGAUCUCUUAUCUGGAGCCCGUCUCGCAUAAUAGGUUGAUUGAUGUUCUUGACACCGAGGUUCAAAUACCAGACCAGCGAGGAUAUAUACCCAUCGUGCGUACUGAUACUCGUGACACGACGGGUAGCAGCACUUAUAGCGCCAGUGGGAUGGAGUAUAUCCCCUUCAUGCGUCGCGAUACAGAAACGGACUCGUAUGUUCAAACUGCACCUAUAACACCCUCCACCAGGUCUCUCAAUUUGACACGGACCCACACAUCUCAAUCUAGCAAGUCAAAUAUUGUCGAUUCACAACCUUCUUCACCUUAUGAAAACGCGUCUGGAAUAUUUCGCGCUUCGCAAGACUCGCUGCAUUCACGGGACACGCAUGAUACUCGGAACACAAGUAAUACAUAUGCCACACAGAGUACCGUGGAUACGACGAGCUCAUUGACGUUUGCGCAGCCCAAGGUUAUACGUAUGCUGGCUUCGCACGGUAAUGAAACAACAUUAAAGGAUGAAACAAGGGAAAUUCCUCUGAUUACAUCGACAUUCCAUUACUCCCCUGAUCCCGAAGACGAAAGGGAUAACGCCGUGGGGCCGAGACCAAGUUCAAAUGGGGUCUCAGCACCAUCAUCAUCAUCAAAAAAUCCUUUCAAUCCCUCCCAUCCACUUUUCCAGCCCGGACCUCCAAAUUUUGCGGAUCAAGGUAACUUAGAGGGAGAUUCGUUCCUUAGGACUUUGGAAUGGAGACGAAGAGCAGUGGCGUAUGCAGAUGGUACGGGUCAGAGACCUUCAUUGAUGGAAGCGGUCGAGGUGUAUUUCUCCUCUAACUCGAUUACUACAGACUCGAGCCCGGGUUCCCUGUGAAUUUGGUAUGGCACCGGGUGUAAGUUUUCUAAUAGGAAUGAAAGGCCCGAAGUGGUAUGUUCGUCUUCUGUGAUGUCUGUACCUGUCUGGACUCGCUUAGUAUAUAGUAACAUACCAGAACAUACCGUAUAAUCAUUGGCUG
Molecule: messenger RNA, 3117 nt
Organism: Lentinula edodes (shiitake mushroom)
Lineage: Eukaryota; Fungi; Basidiomycota; Agaricomycetes; Agaricales; Omphalotaceae
Exons: 3
Coding region: 183-2975 (930 amino acids)
Source: RefSeq, a predicted model, not a curated record